AUGGGUCAACACAUAUCUUUAUCUGAUUGUAAAAUACCUGAUUUAUUGGCAACGAAUAAUCAACAAUCGAAUGAAGUAUCAUCUGCGAAUGAAACAGAAGAUAUUCAUUUAUUUUUACCAUUUGACAUCAUCAAUGAAAUCAAUAAAAAUUACACUUCCUUACCUAAUCAGAAGAUUUCAAAUGAACUAUUAAUUACAAAAGAUGUAUUGAUCAAUCAAAUUCGAAAUGAUAUAUCUGAUUUCUCGAAUUUAUUUGGAGUUAAGAAAUUCAAUAUGGAAAUUGCAGAAAUAAUUAAAAAAAUGUUCGAUCAUAUUGCAACAAUGAAUACCAAUCGACAAAAUUCUAUGCAAUUGAUCAUAAAUAAACAGGAACAAUUGAAAAAUUCCUAUAGUGAAAAAUUAAAAGACGAUGAAAAUGAAAUGAAUUCAGUAUUUUCUGAAACAUUAAUCGAUAGGGAAAAAAAAUCAGAUGAACAACAAGUAAAUGAAUUAUCAUUUUUUGCUGUUCAAUCUUUAAUAACUAUGCUAUUGAUGUUACUCGAAUCAAUACAUAAAUUUGACUCUACUAUUAUUAAUGAAAUGCUCAACUUGACAAAUCAACUUUUUGAACAAAUUCCAUUGAAUUAUCUUUCAUCCGACGUUUACAAACGAUCAGAUAAUUUAUUUAAAUCUUUAAAACCAUUAACUAACUAUAUUCAAGAAUUAUCAACACAAACUGAUAUCGAUCCAAUUGUAGCAAAUCAAUCAAUUAAAUUUUUAUUUAAUUUUUCUGUCAUGAAGGCAUCAUUCAAAGAUAUUCUACCAUUAAUAAGAAAAUUAAUCUUCAAUACGAACGAUAUUUUUGAUAUAAGAAACUUACUUAUUAAAUUGAACAAGCAUCUUACGAUGAUGUUAGAUCGAUUCCAAAAAGAAAAGCAAACAUCAUCUAUACCAACAACUAUACCACAGAAUAAUACUACAGAUAAUAAUAUCACAACUCAAAUUCAUAAUAGAACGGAAGCAGUAUUGCCAACUGAAAAAGCAUUGGAUAUUGAACAGAAACUUUUAGCUGCUGUAGAAUAUCUUAAAUUAAUUGAAGCAUAUCCAGAUAUACAAUUAAUAACAUUAAAUGAAAAUAAAUUCACUGGUCAAUUCAUAUGUUCAAUAUUGCUUGUUCAUAUUGAUUUACAUAAUCAAUUUCAUGCAAAAUCAAAAUUCGAACAUGGUUCUAUGAAUGGAUCGUUUUCAUUUGAAUUAGAAACCGAAACAUUUAAAUAUCUAUAUGAUAUAAUCGAACAAUUAACCAUAGUAGUAGAAACAUCAUCCGAUACGAAUCUUGGAUAUAUUUUGAAUGUUUGUUUAAGAUUGCUCACAACACAUUUACAAUUUUUAAUAGGUGCAAACUUCGAUAAUUUUCAUGAUCUUUUGAAUGAAAAUGACAUUGAAAAAUGGUUCACAUUGGUAUCCAAAUUAGCUUUUGAUGAUAAAUUAGAAGAGAGAAAAAAAGAAGCUUCACAUGCAUUGAUUUAUUUGAUUGAAAAACAAAUAUUAUCAUUUGGUAAAAUGUUAACAUUCAUUCAUAAGCAUAUUAUUGAAAACCGACAUCCGAUAUUAAUUGAUCAGUUAUUAAAUAAACUAAAUCAACAAGUAUUCAUAUAUAAAUGGAUUGAAAUUCUUUGUGAUGAUCAAGAUACACAAGACAGAACAUUAGCAUACAUAGUCUUACAUUCAUUCAUUGAUAUUGUCUUACAAUCGACUUUCGUAGACAUUGAAAAAGUUAAUAGAUUACGCGAAAUUAUAAUCAUAUUUCAAGAAUUACUUUUAGUUUAUUUCAAUAAUCAACCAAUCGAUAUAUCCAAUGAACUUGAAUCAUCUGCUCUAUCAACACUUGGCAUAGAAUAUACAACACAUGUAAUUAAAUCUUGUCUUCAACAAGAAAUUCAAAGUAUUUUAUUCGAACCACUUCUUCUUGGUCUAUGUACUCUUACUGAAUCAAAAUUUAAUUUUGCUGUCAUACAACCAAUUUUUGCUGCUGUCAUGCCAUUAUUUGCCGAAUAUAUCAUACAAACAAAAAUCGAUAUCAACGAUAAGACAAAUUAUUUAAUUUCAUGGUUAUUAGGAAAGAUGAGUCAUCGAUUAAUUGUUGGUCCACCACAGAGUCCAUUAGAAAAAAAAUAUAAUAAAACAUUGAAAUUACCAUUAUUUUCUGGUGGAUAUGAAACUCUAACAACAGAUAUAAAUUCAUAUCUAUCGAAUUUAUUCAAAUCUGAUUUAAGUAUUUAUAGUCGAUUUUUUUUGCCUUUACGACGACAACAAUCAAUAUUAGACAAUGAUUUUUUAAUUUCAGUCUAUCAUAAUAUUGAUCAAGGUGCAAAAUUAAUAUCAAAAAUGAAAUUAUUCAUUCGAAAUAAACAACAUAUCUUAGAAAAAUCAAUUGAAAUCAUUGCUAAUGAUGCCUGUGCUGCAGUAUUUGCCGUUUACAUUAAACAUUAUCGUCGUAUUGAUCUAGCUCAACAUGAAUUAAUUCAACCAAUUGAACAAAAACCACAUGCUAAACUUCUCUUACUCUAUGAAUAUGCUAAUGAAAUACGAAGAAUUUUUGCAGCGACAAAAGCUCGAGGUGACGAUUGUGAUGAACUUUAUAAAAAAAUUAAAAAAGAUACAUUAUUAUUACUCGUAUCGAUUAGAGAAAGUUCUUUCAUUGCAAAAAUUAAACAAGAUUAUUCAUUACCAAUUAUUACAACGAAAAAAUUUCAAUUACAACGACAACAAUCACAUUGGACAAAAGCAAAAUAUAUUAUUCGAUUACUUCGUAAUACAUUAAAUGCUUGUAUACGAUUAAAAUAUUUAAUGUUAGAAAAAAAACGAGCCGUUGAAAACAAACAAAAUAGUGAAAGUGUUAUGCAUCGAGCUAUUUCAAAUUGUCUAUAUGGAAAUGAUAAUAUAUCGAUAUUUAUAGGAAAUGAAAAAUUGAAAAUUGAAUUCAAUGAAAUUGUUAAAUGUCUUAUACGACAAUAUCAACGUACUAUGACUAGAUUGAUUACCUAUCGAUUUAUUGAACAAUUAAUUAUUUUGAGCAAAGAUAAUAAUCGAUGUUUGAAUAUUUUGUUUAUAAAUUUAAAAGAUAAUAAUUUAGAUUGGCAUUAUCUUGAAAAUAUUCAAGCAUCAAAUAAUCAAUUGAAAGAAGAUAUUGGACAUCUCUAUUAUAAAAUUAUUAAAAAUAUAUUAUCAUUUUCAAUAGAAUCUAACAUGAAAACAUUAUGUGUAUUGAAUCUCAUCAAUCUAAACUAUGAUUCGAUGGAUUUAUGUUUUUUAAAUGAUUUUCAAUUUAUUCAAGAGUUAUUUAAUCCAUUUAUUAGCUUGAUCAAAAUAGAUACGACAAAUGUUGAUUUAAUGAAUAUAAAAUUCACAGCAUUCAAUUGGUUUCGUUUAGUUGUAUUAAAAGUAUGCGAAAAUAUUGAAUUAGAAGAAUUACGAAAUAUGCAUUUUGGCAAUCGGAAAUUUCGUCGUAUUUUAGAGCAACAAUGUAAUUUAAUUUUUAAUAAAUUAAUUUUAACUGAACUCAAACAAUUACAACAAAAUCAAUUAACAUGCGAAGACUCAUCGUUGAAAAAUGUUUCUUUUCGUUAUUUUGUUCGAUCAUCGAAAUUCGAUGUUGAUGUUUUUAUCGAUCGAUAUUUAAUGCUUCUACUUCGUUGUAUUCAUUUAUAUGAUCAUAUUCGAUUGAAUUAUGCUACAAUGGAUUAUAUUGAGCAAUUGUUUAAUUUAUAUCAUACAAGUCAAUCUCUCGGUACUCGUCUGUUAACAUUAAAGAUUCUACGUGAUCUAUUGAUAUACUUAUCAGACGAUACGAAUAGAUCUUUUAUUGAAAAUCUAUUAACGAAAAUUUUAUUUUCUAUUGGUCAAAAUUUUAAUGUAUUAGAAACUGAGAAAAUAGAUCUUGAUAUUAUUAUUGAAUUUAUUUAUAUCUAUCGUACAAUUAUAUCAUAUAAUUCACCAUGGCAAAAGUUUGCAACGAAAUUGCUCGUCGAUGCAAUAAAAUCCUGUAUGAAUUUCAAUUUUACAUCAUUAGAAAUGGUCGAAUUACAACAAAUGAAUUUCUUUCUUGCAUCCAUAUGUAUCUUAGGUGGUUAUGUUCAACCGUAUUGUUUAGGAUCAACUGUAGAAGUCUAUCCAACUAAUACAGAUAUUCAAGAAUUACAAUCUGCAAUUAUAAUUGAAAUUAAUAUGGAUGCUCUUGAAUCAGAUUCAUCCGAUGUUAAACCUUAUCUCGUACAAUAUGCAACCACGAAUCAAACUGAAUGGGUUUCAUCGAAUCAAAUACGUAUCAUUGUUGAUGUUCAACCACCGAAUCUUUCACUUUUACCAAUUGAUAAUGCAGUUCAUACGAUUCUUGAUACAUUAGGAUUUCUUGUACAAACAAUUGAUGUAUCAACAAUUGAUUCAUUAAUAUUAUUAGAUAUAAAAUGUCGUGUCGUAAAAGCAUUGUAUGAUGUAUUGAAUUAUAAACAAGUUAUUGAAAUUUUCAUGGAAAAACCUUAUGCAUCAAUUAUUACUAAACUAUCGACUUCAAUGGAUUAUUUUGAUUCAAUUCAUAGUAUAAUACCAAAUGAUUUACGAUUAUUUAAUCAAUUACAUUUAGAACAGUAUUAUUUAAGUUUAGAUAGAUUUGUAAGAAAAAAUCAAAUAGUAGAAAAUAAACUUGAUAUUAUUAUUCAUAAUAAAAAUGGGUGGAAUCAAAUGAAAAUUAUUCAUGAUCCUAUUAUUUCACAAUAUUUGUCUGAAACAAGUUCGAUAGAUCAGAAUUGGAAACCAAUUGCAUCUAAAAGUGAGAUAAAAUCCUAUAAAAAAGGUCGAUUAGGAAAUGAUGAUAUUCAGAUUAUUUCUGUGCCUGUUAAUGAUAAUAAAGCGGUUUUAGAAGAAUGUGGUAUCAAACAUAAAUUUAAAGGACGAGUUAAUAUAAAUGAUGAUAUUGGAAACAUUCGACGUCGAACUUUUAUUCCUGAUAGCAUAGAAUUGAACGAAGGAAAAUGGUAUUUUUGUGUUAGAUUUCCACUAGGUGGCGCAGCAGUCAUUGGCUGGGCAACGAAGGGAUUUAACCCAUCGCUACAUGAUAGUUAUGGUGUCGGUGAUGAUGAAUAUUCAUGGGGCUUUGAUGGAGCAAGUGCAGUUUAUGAUCGUAAUCGACAUAGAAUAUUUCAUCGUAGAAAUUCCUGGGAUGUCGACGCUGUAUGUGGCUGUGGUAUUGAAAUUGAUGGUACAAAUACGAAUAUUAAAUAUUGGUUAAAUGGUAAAUUCCUAGGCACAGUAUAUUCACAUUCGGAAAAUAAAACAAUUAAAACAAAUUUAUUACCAAAUGGAAUUUUUGCUACUUAUUUUCCUGCUGUUACUGUUAAACUCUAUCGUAAUAUGGCUAAUACAGGUGUUUUUGAAUUUAUUUUUAGUCCAGAAGAUAUGACAGAAUGUCCUCUACCAAAAGGAUACAAACCAUUAUUAAUGCCAAAAUUAUUGACAAUGGAAAAUAUACUAGUAGCAUAUCCUUAUAGUGCAUAUCUCAUUGGUAAUGAUAUUCAACAAUAUUUCUAUACGAGUCGUUGUCCGAAGAAUGAUUCCAAGGACAAGAAAAUUUCUUUGCUACGUGAUUUUAUUAAUGAUCAACAUUUUGAAGUUCCAUUCAAUGUUGAUAUGAUAACAACGGAUAAUAAUCUAUUAAAACUAUCUAAAGAGAAUGAUGGCUUUCUAUUGUCACUUGAUAAUCAUCAAGAAUUAACUAUUAGUUUUGAUUUUGAGAUUAGUGCAACAGAAAAUCGUUGUGAUGAACUUGAUAUUGUCUUAUUUACAUUAGAUGACGCAAUAUUUUCUAUUCAUGUCUGUAUGAAUGAUAAUUUCAUCAAUGAAACCAAGAUAUAUCGACAACAUGUUGCUAUUCUAUUUCAAAUAAAUAAACAAGCAAAAGUCUAUACUAAUAAUAAGUUUCAAACAUUGAAUUAUUAUCAUAGUUUUGAUUCAAAAUUGAAUCUACGACUUUUGCCAUGUCUAAAUGUUGGAUUUCGAAAUUUGGGCAUAUGGACAUAUCUAUUAUCGGAAGAACAUAUUCAACGUCUUUUUACAUAUGGUCUCUCGCAUGUUGCUAUCGAUUAUCAGAAAUUAAAGGAAUAUCAACAACGAUUAAAUACAAUUGAAUUCAAAGCAAAACAAAAAUAUUUCACGAAUGAAACACUUGUUCCAUUUAAUGAACCAUUUAAGUCGGAUCUAUGGGAAGAAACAAAACAAUCGAUUAAUCAUGAUGAGUCAAACUAUUUUAAGACCAUUCCAGACACGAAUCAAUCCAUUGUACAACUCUUCGGAAAUAAAACUUAUUUAGUUUUAAAUACUGCAAACCAAAUAUGGUCUGAAUAUACGUUAAUUCUAGAUAUUUUUAUACCAAAUUUUCCAUCAGCGAAGAACCUAUUAAAUAGUGAGGCUCGAUUAACAUUAUUGACUUUGGACAAUAAAUCAGAAAUCUAUGUAACGCAUGAUGGCCAUCUUCAUGUAACAGGAGAACAUCAAAGUUCAUCAACUGUAAAAUUACAAGAAUAUAUUCGUUUAUUUAUUUCUAUUCAACAAAACUCGAUUCAUAUCUAUGUCAAUGGUUCUUUAGAAGUCGAUGUAUCAAUUACUGAAGAUCAAUUUGCAACGAAAUUGAAACAUAUUGAUCUAUUUCGAGAGUUAGAUUUAACUAAGAACACAACUAAUGAUGAUCAAUUACGUAUUGAAUGUCGAUCGAUAACAUAUUUGAAUAAAUCAACUCAUAUACUUUCUUCAUCAAUGAAAAAAUUAAUCCAAUCGAUUGAAUAUUCCUUAGAUCAACUAGUUGCACCUUCAUUUAACAUUCUGUCAACAAGUCUCAUUGGUAUUGGUUACAAAGAACAAUCAAUCAAAUAUGUUAUGAAAAAAUAUAAUACGACGAAUAUUUAUUUUAUUGAUAAGAUUCUACGAGAAGAAACUCAAUCUAUAGAAAACAUAUGUCAACAAGAGCAACAACAAAAAAGACUUAAUAUUUUAAGACGAUUGAGUUCGUAUGAUGAAAAUAGAAUAUUACAUAUGUUAAUCGAUAACGAUAACGUUACAAAUAACUCAUCAGUAUCGAUAUUGAAAUCUGAAAUAGACAACGAUGAUGAUGAUAUGCCAUCCGAUAAAAAAUGGUUUUAUGAUACGAUUCGUUCUGUAGGUAUUUGUGAUAAACUAGAUGAUUGGUUUCAAGAUAAAGAAGUGAAUAAUCAAUUAACAGAUGGAUAUCCUGGAUAUAAACUUCUUGAUUUAACAAAAGCAGAUUCUGAUGAAAUAGAAUUUACUAAUAAAUUUAAGAAAACUAUGACAACAUCAUCACAUUAUGUACAUCGACAAAUAUCAUUCAAAACCUAUAUUCAUUCACGUACAACUUGUGAAUAUGGACUAAUAACAAUUUAUGCACGUCAUACAAUAUUGAAUAUGUUAAAAGUCUGGUGUAAUGAUGAUCAUUCAAAUUUAUUUCCACUUUCGAAAUUUGAUGAUGGAAAUCUUAUUGUUAAGUUAUUACGAUUCAUGCAUCAUCAUCAUACAUAUGCAAGUAUGUUGGUUGAUGCAACUAUCAAUAGAAUGGAUCUAUUGAUAAUAUCGAUAAUAACAGUUGAAUUAAAAGACUUGUUAAAAUGUAUUGUACAUGAAAAACUUACUGUUGAAAUAUUCAAUAGAAAAGCUCCAGUAUUUUUUCAAUUACAAAAACAAGCUAUUGAAGAAUCAAUUCAUUUUCUUAUUGAACCAUCGUUAAUUGAUAUAAACAAUAAUAAUGAUGCAACUAUUGAUGAACAAAUAUUUAUCAAACAACCAAACUUAGAUUUUCUUCUAAAAAUAUUUCAUCUCUUUUCAGAAGUAUUGAAAGAUUUUGAAGGAAAAAAUUAUGACGUCGAUUUAGUGACUCGAUUACUGUUUCCAGGUAUUGUUAUUAAAAUACUCUUUGAUCUAUUUCUAUUGGUACCUUCACAUCAAUUGAAAAGAGCUGCUGAUGAACAAGUAAUGAAAUUUAUGAAUCAAAAUAUCAAAUUCGACGAUAAUUCAUUAUCACAUGAAUUUAAUAUCAAUUUCAUCGAAACUCUACCAGCUGAGUCAAUUCCUGAUUCGACUAAAUAUGUUUCAUUUACUUGCUUAUGUAAUAUACCAUCGGUGUGUAUACAAACACGUGUAAAAUUUCUCUAUUUAUUCAAUAUUUCUCUCGAAAGAACCUUACCAAACAUAGACUUUAGUGUAACAUCAGGCAUAGGUUUUAUUGUAGAUCGAAUUCGAUCGGUACGACAUUGUAUAUUAUUUGUAACAAAAUUUGAAAUAUUCAGUGCAGCUUUAACUAAAACUGCCGUUAAUUUGGAAUCAUCAGAAGUAAAUAUAAAAUUCGAUAUUGUAAAAGCUAGUGUAGCUGAACAUCCUGAAGAUACCGUGUUCUAUCAAGCAUAUAAACAAUUAAAAUCUGAUGCAUCUCGAAUAUUUCGACGAACGGAGAAUGAACAAGCCUGGAAAGCAAUCUAUGUUGGCAUGUUUGGUGAUGAUCAAGGCGGGCCCUAUCGAGACUCAAUAACACGAAUAUGUGCUGAUUUAUGUAGUACACGAUUAUCAUUAUUUAUUCUUUGCCCGAAUGGACGAACAAACAAUGGUUUGAAUCGUGAUCGAUGGAUUCCCAAUGUUUUUCCACCGAACCGAUCCAUACCAAUUGACAUUAAAAAUCAAUAUCGUUUUGUUGGACAACUCAUGGGCAUGGCAAUACGUACAAAACAAUAUUUAGAUGUUCGAUUUCCAAUUUUACUCUGGAAACAAUUGAUAUACGAAGAAAUUACAAUUGAAGAUAUCGAAGCUAUUGACAUUUCAAGUUUUGCAAUUAUCAAUGAAAUGGAAGAAAAUAUUCGAAAAGUAAAAAGUCUCAAUGAAUGUGACGAUGAUGAUGAUGUGAAUAACAAUUGUGAUUAUUUGUUUAGUAGUAUUAUGACUGAACUUACAUUUGAUGUUAUUAGUUCAACGGGACAAACUUAUGAACUUAUUCCAGGUGGUUUUCAUAUACGGAUAACUGCUGCCAAUUUCGAAGAUUAUUGUAUGCAUUAUCGUCAAUAUCGUAUUAAUGAAUUUUAUCGACAAAUUGAAUUUAUUCGUCAAGGUUUAUAUAGUGUCGUACCAUGGGGUGAUUUGACUUUAUACACAGCUCAUGAAUUAGAAGAAGCUGUUUGUGGUAAAGUUUAUAUCGAUAUUGAAAUGCUAAAACGUCAUACAGAUUAUGAUGGAGAUCAUGAAUCUUCGCCGCGUAUUCAGCAAUUUUGGUCAGUUUUAAGUGACAUGUUUAGUGAAGAACAGAAAAGACUAUUUUUAUUAUUCGUUUGGGGACGAAGCACUUUGCCAUAUAGCGAUAAAGAUUUUUCAACGAACUUCACAAUAGCACGUCUUGAAAUAAGUGGCAAUGUCGAUGAAGCUCUUCCCAAAUCGUAUACAUGUGUCUUUACUCUUCAAUUGCCUGCAUAUUCAACUAAAGAAGUCAUGUAUGAACGUUUGAAUUAUGCGAUUACUUAUUGUUCAAGUAUCGAUACCGAUGGACGUAUGAACUAG
This is a messenger RNA of Rotaria sordida, 9579 nucleotides long. The record is from the annotation of a GenBank genome assembly. NCBI's taxonomy places the organism in Eukaryota, Metazoa, Rotifera, Eurotatoria, Philodinida, Philodinidae.